This is a messenger RNA of Drosophila albomicans, 3011 nucleotides long. Its product is annotated as pyridoxal-dependent decarboxylase domain-containing protein 1. Gene Ontology annotation, cellular component: intracellular membrane-bounded organelle. Gene Ontology annotation, molecular function: pyridoxal phosphate binding; carbon-carbon lyase activity. The transcript has 6 exons. NCBI's taxonomy places the organism in Eukaryota, Metazoa, Arthropoda, Insecta, Diptera, Drosophilidae. Bases 132 to 2888 code for a protein of 918 amino acids. The record is from RefSeq and is a predicted model, not a curated record. Gene Ontology annotation, biological process: carboxylic acid metabolic process.
GCUAUCGAUAUUUCGCCAGCUCUACCACAUCAGCUAUAAUAAGAAGAGAGAAUAACAGAAAAACAAGCAGCCAACUUGGAUUAGGGGGAAAAAAGCGAUAUUGACAAUUUUGCAAAAGCUAACUAUUAGAGAUGUCUGCGGCUGGAGUUGAUGACGAGCAACGGGCUGCCGAAGCUGCAGCACAGUCGCCAUCAACAACGGAAACAACCGCAGCAGCAGCAGUAGCAGCAACAACACCAACAACGGCAACUCCAGUAGCGGCAAUAACAACAACAACAAGUACACCAACAGCACCAGUGGCAACAACAACACCAACAACACCAGCAGUGGCCGAAAUUGCCGCAUCCAGCAUACGCUCCGGGUUGGCUGAAUUGGAAUUGCGUUCGUCGCAGGUGCUGCAACGUCUGGAGAAUGUCAAAGCACUGCCCGGUUCACCCAAUAAAGUGCACCUCGAGACAACAACCGAAGAUGAAGAUGCGGCAGCCACAGCUGCAACAACAACAACAACAUCAGCUGCCGACGACACUUUGGCGGCCGCGGAUGUUGUGCUGUACACACAGCUGCGUCAGGAGCAUCGCGUGCCUUCGGAUAUACUCAAAUCGUUAGAGCAACUCGUUGCCUAUUCGGACAGCGACGAUGAUCCCGAGUUUCCGCUGCCCGCUCUCGAUGAUGUCUCCCAUUUGGCGCUAAUCUCGCACAGCAUCGUGGCGUAUCUGUCGCAUCUGGAUCGCCAGCAUCUGUUGCGUGUGACCAAUAGCAUUGCAGGCGAUGCCACACGCUGGCUGGGCACACUGUUCCAUUUCCCCAAUGCCGCGAGCAGUUUCCAUGCCGACAAUGCCGAUGCCGUCCUGCGCACUGUGCGCCUGGCCAUCGUUGCCCGCUGUCCCGGGUAUCUGGAGGGUGGCAUACCCGCUCUGGCGCAACCAUGUUUCUACAUUUCGGAGAACACGACGCCGGUGCGACUGCAAUACGCCUGCCGGCAGCUGGGCAUACCGCUGGAGGCCAUCAAAAUCAUACCGGAGGACAGCAAAUGCGGCACUAUGGAUCUUGUGCUGCUGCAGAAGCAGGUGCAACAUGAUUUGGCCGCCAGUCGCACGCCGUUGCUUGUCGUCGCCGACAUUGGCGCCUCGCUCUGUGGCUAUGUGGAUAAUCUGCAGCGUUUACGGGACGUUUGCAAGGCGCACAACAUGUGGCUGCAUGCCAGCGGCCAUGGUUUGGCGGCUCUCGUCUGUGCCCAGACGCCGGGCAAUGUGCACGAUGUGCUGCACUCGAUGGCACUGAAUUUGGGCAGCUGGCUGGGCGUGCCCAGUUUGCCAAUUGUGCUGUUGCAUCGUACGUUGCAGAACAGUGCUUUGAGUGCCUUUGAAUCGGAUCCAAUCCUUUCAAGGCGUCUCAAUGCCUUGUCGCUGUGGACGAGUCUGCAGGCGCUGGGCAAAAAGUCGAUUGCGGAGCGGUUGCAUGUGGCAUUCCAAACGUGCAGCAUUCUCUUUGAGAUCGCUUCGAAAUGCGAAGGAAUUCGUGUGCUGAGCCACACUCCGGGCGCUGCAUUGUCGGACAUUAUUGGAAGCGGCGUGUUUGAUGUGAACGCCUUGUUUGAUGCCGCCGCUCCAGUUGUUGUCUAUCAGUUUGAUGGCAGCACAACCAUUCCAAUUACCAGCGGCGCAAGUAGCCUGGAAAACACCACUGUGGACGCGGGCCACAAGCCGCUGGAGAAGCUCAACAAUGCCUCAUACUUUGAUCGUCUCAAUUCGUGGCUGGGACAAAUACUGCAGCGGGAUUGUCCCAAUUUUGACUUUGAGGUGAUUGAGCAUCCAACACAUGGCAGUUGCAUACGCUAUUGUCCGCUCGAAUUGGGCUUGGGCGAGCAGCCGCCCAGCUCGGAGAAUCUGGAGAGCUUUGCCCAGAGCUUGGAGGCGCAUGUCGAUAUCUUGCGUGCCACCAUCAAGCACAAGGCACGCUUCAUGCAUCUCGUUGAUCGCAGCGAAGUGUUGCGUCUGGUGCCGCUGCCCGAAUGGGCGGGCAUGGGCGGUGUACGCUUUGUGCCCGAGGGCUGGGAAUCGUUGUUAACCGAUCAGGCCAAAACCGAGCUGAAUAAGCUCAACAUUGAUCUGGUCGAGGCGCUCAAGUCAACGGAUAAUGCAUUUUCGCUGGGCGAGGGCACCGAUGGCCUGAUCUGUGUGCGCUUUGGCAUGGUGACGCACGAAACUGAAGUGGAGGAGCUGCUCGAUUUGGUUGUCACUGUCGGUAAGAGUGUGCAGGAGAAUUCACGUGUGCUGGACACCAUGUCCGAGAUUGUCAAGAAGGGCAUUGAGGCGGCCACCGCAGACUUGCAGCGCGAGUCGGAGGAGAAGCUGUGGCAGGAGGGCAUUUUGCGGCAUGUGCCGGUGGUGGGACGUGUCUUCAACUGGUGGUCACCGCCCGCCAAGGAGUCGGGCAUCAAAGGGCGCAGCCUCAAUCUCACCCAAGGCAUUGUCGAGAGCACCGAGAACAUUUACAAGUACCACAUGCAAAUGUCGGGCGAGACGGCGCAUCAACUGCCAGCGAAUCGUUCGCCUCCGACGCCCAUGAUACAGACGCCAGUGGUGUCAUCGUCCACGCCGCCCGUCUUUCCCACUGUGGAGCCAGUUGUCGGUGCUGGUGACUCUGCCGAAGCAGCAGCCAGCACCACAGCAACUGAAGUGGCCACAGCAGCAACAGCCGCGGUUGCAGCCGUAGCAGCUGGUGCUGGUGGUGCGACAACAACAGGAGCAGCAACAACGACGACGACAGCAACAUCAAUGACUGGCAACCAUGUGGAUCAUGCGCGCACCGUCAGCCAAAGCAGCGGUGGCUCCUCUUCGGUGCCGGAGCUGGUGGCCAUGAAUAGUGCAAUCAACAAUAAUGCUUAAAAAUGGCAGCGCAAGGACAACGACAAACAAAUCCUUCUCCUCUUCCUACUCCUUCUCACUGACCACUUCCCAAAAAUGAAUGCAAACAACAAAAAAAAAAACACUUAAAUAAGUCUUAAUUAA